ACUAAAAUAUUUAGUCACUAAAAAGCUUCUGACUAAAUUUUUUAGUUACCAAAGUUUGCUAAACUAAUUUUUUUAGUUUUGGUCAGGUUAACCGAAGUUAACCGCUAAUUAGUCGACUAAUUUUAGUUUGCCCAUCUCUAAUCAUGGGUGUUUUAUGGCGUAGUGGAUAAAAUGUUAUUUACUGUUAGCAUGUUGAUUACAAAACGUCGUAUCUGGAGCAAUCAGUGAACAUAUCCCUAUUCAAACUAUUUGACAACUAUUAGUUAUCACAAUUGUUUUUCGAUUUCUUCUUGGGAAUUUUUGUGAAUUAAUAGUGAGCCCUGCCAUUUCUGGUUCGUACCAGAUUGGCAGGGACAAGUUGUUCAGAGGAACUAUAAUACACUCUCCAGUGUACGAACUGCCCUCGGUUCUCGCAGCAUCUUUUCGUGACUUUAUUUCUCUCACUAUUCCUACUCAGCUUUUCAAACUUCUCGAGACAUACGUUGGAACCCAUUCUUGUUUGUCUAAUGGAGUCGUCAGGACGCUGGAGCCUGUGCUGCGGGAGCGACUGCAUGCGCCGUGAGGGGGGACGUUCUGGGGCGUCUGAAUGUUGUGCUUCAAGUGAUCUGGGGGCUUGCCCUUAUAACGCUUCGCGUUUGGCCCUUUUAACCAGUGAUCUCAUCAGCGCGGCACUCGGUCAACCCCUAAAUCCUGCUUUUAUGGUAAAUGCGGCCGAAGAACGCGUAUCUGUGCUGUGGAGUCUUGCUGACUUCUGGAACUCUCACUACGCGUUGGAUCAUUUCAUUCCGUUGUUCAUGUCAUUGGGUUAUCGUGGAACGAACGUGGAUCUCCCAGAUUCUGGAGACGGAUGGAGGAAGCGCGGACGUUUGCGAUCGGAUUUUUCUGGUGUUAUGCCCGAAGCAACCUGGGGGCUUGCCCUUACAACGCUCUGCGUUUGGCCCUUAACCAGCGAGCUCGUUGGUGUGGCACCUGUGGAUUCUGGCUGCUUGCUUCUGUAGUUUUUUUUGUCGGUCUCUGUGUUUGCUUUGUUCGCGAAUGUCGUAAAAUCAUCUUAACUAUCAGUUGUUUUCACUUAUGUUGGUUUCUCAUGUACGAAGUGCCUGUCAAUCAUGGCUGUCGAAGUCUGAGACUGGAUGUUUUUCCUUUUCAACGGAAGGUUUGCCGGAAUUGAAGUUCUAUCAUGUUGCUCUGAUAUUUAUUUUUCCCGGAAUCACGCUGUGAUUUUUUUCUUCUCCUCUCCAAAGAAAGUAGUGCGAUUUAAUCAUGACCGUCACAAAGGACAAACAGGAUAAAGAGGAUAAGUCUGAACCGGUUGACCAAAAGAAAAGAAAUGCCCCAAACGGGAAGGAAGCUGGCAAGGUCAUGGAAGACCUCAAACAGGAAGCCGCCAUGGAUGACCAUAUCAUAUCUUUGUCUGAUCUAUGCCGACGUCUGCAGACGGAUGCGAAAAACGGAUUAAGCGAGGAUGAGGCAAAGAAAAGACUGGCGCGGGAUGGCCCGAAUGCGCUGACCCCUCCAAAAACCACCCGUGGGUUUAUAAAGUUUCUAAAGGAAAUGUCAGGCGGUUUCUCACUUCUCUUGUGGGCUGGGGCAAUAUUAUGUUUCAUAGCUUAUGGGAUCGAAGUGGCAACAAAUCCGUUUCCUGAAAGAGAUAAUCUUUAUCUUGGAAUCGUUUUGGCGGCUGUGGUCUUCAUUACCGGCUGUUUUUCCUAUUACCAAAAAGCAAAAUCGGAACGAAUUAUGGAUUCCUUUAAGAAUAUGAUACCGCAGCACGCACUGGUUAUACGAAAUAGUCAGAAGAGCAGCAUUGUUGCUGACCAGCUGGUUUUGGGUGACCUUGUGGAAGUGAAAGGCGGCGACAGAAUUCCAGCCGAUCUUAGAAUUAUUGAAUCAAAAAGUCUUAAAGUGGAUAAUUCAUCUUUGACCGGCGAAGCGGAACCUCAAAGUCGCACGACCGAGUCCAAUGAAAAUCCUUUGGAAUCGAAAAACAUUGCAUUUUUCUCCACCAACGCUGUGGAAGGUACCGGCGUUGGCAUCGUUAUCCGAUGUGGUGACAAUACGGUGAUGGGUCGUAUUGCGCAGCUGACCACUGGUCUAGACUCCGGUGAAACACCGAUUGCCAAGGAGAUUCACCAUUUCAUAUUGAUCAUUACGUCCGUGGCCGUUUUUCUGGGGGUAGUGUUCUUAAUUAUUUCCGCUGUCAUGGGCUAUCACUGGCUGACUACCAUCAUCUUCAUGAUCAGUAUCAUUGUGGCGAAUGUACCGGAAGGAUUACUGGCGACCGUAACGGUGUGCUUGACCUUGACGGCUAAGAGAAUGGCGAAGAAAAACUGUUUGGUAAAGAAUCUAGAAGCAGUGGAAACUCUGGGAUCUACUUCGACAAUUUGUUCGGAUAAGACUGGAACUUUAACCCAAAACAGAAUGACUGUCUCGCAUUUGUGGUACGAGAGCGAGAUUCUAACAGCGGACACCAGCGAAAACCGAACAGGUACUGAUAUGAACACUUCGUCUCCCACGUUUCAGGCCCUUCUUCGGGUGGUCCGACUAUGCAACCGCGCAGCCUUUCAAGCUGGACAGGACCACCUGCCCGUUGCUAAACGAGUAGUCAACGGUGAUGCGUCGGAAACCGCUCUGCUGAAGUUUGGCGAGAUCACACAAGGACAGACUAUGGAAUACCGUGCUCGGCAUCAUGUCGUGUGCGAAAUUCCUUUUAAUUCUACCAAUAAAUUCCAGGUAUCAGUUCACGAGCAACCACCGGAAGAUUCCGACCAGCGCUAUCUAUUGGUUAUGAAAGGUGCACCGGAAAGAAUUCUCGAGCGUUGCAGUACCAUUUUUAUAAAUGGAAAAGAGGAACCGCUGACUGAAGAAUGGAAAAAGCGCUUUAAUGACGCGUAUUCAGAUCUUGGUGGCAUGGGCGAACGUGUACUUGGGUUUUGCGACUAUACUCUUCCACUGGAACAGUUUCCAAGCGGGUUCAAAUUUGACGCCGAGAACGAAAACUUCCCCACCAGUGGUCUGCGUUUUGUCGGUUUAAUUUCCAUGAUCGAUCCGCCGCGCUCGGCGGUACCGGAUGCUGUUGCCAAAUGUCGAAGUGCCGGUAUCCGUGUCAUCAUGGUCACCGGUGAUCAUCCCAUCACCGCUAAAGCCAUCGCCCAAAGCGUGGGUAUUAUUUCCGUCGGCAACGAAACAGUGAAAGAUAUUGCCAACCGCCUGGGGAUCGAUGUCAGUCGCGUUAAUCCGCGUCAGGCCAAAGCGGCAGUCAUACACGGGAGCGAUCUGCGUGACAUGGCCGGCACAGAAAUCGACGACAUUUUGCGGCAUCAUUCGGAAAUCGUCUUUGCCCGAACCUCACCGCAACAGAAGCUGAUCAUUGUGGAAGCCUGCCAACGUCAAGGGGCCAUCGUGGCGGUGACCGGAGAUGGUGUAAACGAUUCACCGGCACUGAAAAAAGCCGAUAUCGGUAUCGCUAUGGGUAUUUCCGGCAGUGAUGUUAGCAAACAGGCUGCCGACAUGAUCUUGCUGGAUGACAAUUUCGCUUCCAUUGUGACUGGUGUGGAAGAAGGUCGACUGAUCUUUGAUAACUUAAAGAAAUCCAUUGCGUACACCUUGACAUCCAACAUUCCGGAACUUUUGCCUUUCUUGCUUUUUAUUAUUCUCGGCAUUCCUCCGGCACUUGGCACAAUCACCAUCCUGUGUAUCGAUCUCGGUACCGACAUGGUUCCUGCAAUUUCUUUGGCAUACGAAAAGGCUGAAUCUGACAUCAUGAAGCGCCGCCCUCGAGAUCCUACCAGAGAUCGUCUCGUAAACGAGCGCCUUAUUUCUUUAGCUUACGGUCAAAUAGGACCCAUUCAAGCUGCUGCCGGCUUUUUCUGUUACAUUGUGAUUAUGGGCGAAAUGGGCUUUUUGCCGUGGGAUUUACUUUGGAAACGAGAGAGAUGGGAUAGCAGAGAGGUCGCCGAUUUGGCUGAUUCUUAUGGUCAAGAGUGGACUUAUAAACAACGAAAAGAAUUGGAAUACACUGCUCAAACCGCAUACUUCCUAUCUAUUGUCAUUGUCCAGUGGGCCGAUUUGAUUAUUUCCAAAACGAGACGGAAGUCCUUGUUCCAGCAAGGCAUGGGGAACUGGGUGCUGAAUUUCGCUCUGUUGUUCGAAACCGCGCUGGCCUGUUUAAUGUCCUACACGCCAGGCAUAUCGGUGCUGUUGCGGACUCAACCCGUUAAAGGAUUGUGGUGGCUACCGGCCCUGCCCUUUAGCGUGGCCAUCUUUGUGUAUGAUGAGAUCCGCCGCUUCAUACUGCGACGUAAUCCCGGAGGCUUUGUUGAACGGGAAACCUAUUACUGAAAACGCGUGGCGCCGUCCGUUACGCGUACUUUACAUUUGUUUCCGGUGUAUUUAUAAAAGGAUGACCUGUUUUUAUCUGAAAUGAAAAUCGAUCUUUUUAAGCUAUACCAGCCCAGUGUAGUUUGUGAUGAUUUGCGAUAGUUUAUUUAUGUCGACAGAUGUGUUGACGGUUGAGCUGGAUCAAUAAUGUUGACUUCCAAAAAUAAAAUUACCUGUGCACAU
Molecule: messenger RNA, 4563 nt
Organism: Paramacrobiotus metropolitanus
Lineage: Eukaryota; Metazoa; Tardigrada; Eutardigrada; Parachela; Macrobiotidae
Product: sodium/potassium-transporting ATPase subunit alpha-B-like
Exons: 21
Coding region: 1264-4341 (1025 amino acids)
Biological process (GO): potassium ion import across plasma membrane; proton transmembrane transport; intracellular sodium ion homeostasis
Cellular component (GO): membrane
Molecular function (GO): ATP hydrolysis activity; ATP binding; P-type sodium:potassium-exchanging transporter activity
Source: RefSeq, a predicted model, not a curated record